UCCGCUCUCGCGUGACGUCACGACGCAAAGGCCCCGUCCACCUCCUCGCGCCUCCAUUCCGGGCGCCCCACGCGGCCUCGUCGCUUCAGCUGCCCGCGAGAAACGUCGCCCGGGACGACGACGCCGCCGCCGCCGAGGAGGAGGAGACGAGGAGGAGGAGGAGGGCGAGAGGGGGGAGACGAGGAGGAAGCGAGGGGGGAGACGAGGCGGGCGAGCGGAGGGCGAGAGGGAGGGGAGGCCUCUACCGCAUGGAGAAGGCGAUGGAGACGCAGGACUCUGCUCCCGACUGCUGGGACCAGGACGCGGAGGCCAUGAACGCCGCGGUGACGAACCUCAACGUGAACGCAGCCGUCUUCGUGCCCUCCUUCCUCAUGAGCGAGCCCUCGUCCACGCCGCUCGUGGACAGCAAACCCAGAGCGCCCGAGUUGGACUCCAGCACAAAGACAGGAGCGCCGCUGGAGAACGGAGAGCCCGAGUCUGCCGAGAGUUGGGAGGAGCGCGGCGAGCCGGAACAACCGGACGGGGGCGGCGGAGGCGGAGGGGGGGGCGGCCCCCCCUCGGACGAGCCCCCCCCUCCUCCUCCCCCCCAGGACGUGGGGGGGGGCGGCGGCGAGGACGCGGGGGGGGCGGCCCCCCCUCCGGGCGAGAGCGGGGGCCCGGGCGGGGCGGAGGAGGCCCCCGAGGAGGAGGAGGGGGACGGGGAGGGGGUCCCCGUCCCGGCGCCGGUGCCCAAGCCCUCGGAGGGGCCGCGCAAAGACCACGUCAACGUGGUGUUCAUCGGCCACGUGGAUGCUGGCAAGUCAACAAUCGGAGGGCAGAUCAUGUACCUGACGGGCAUGGUGGACAAGAGGACGCUGGAGAAGUACGAGCGAGAAGCGAAAGAGAAGAGCAGAGAGAGCUGGUACCUGUCGUGGGCCCUGGACACGAACGUGGAGGAGCGCGAGAAGGGCAAGACGGUGGAGGUGGGGCGCGCCUACUUCGAGACGUCAAACAAACAUUUCACCAUCCUGGACGCGCCCGGCCACAAGAGCUUCGUGCCCAACAUGAUCGGCGGAGCGUCGCAGGCCGACCUCGCCGUGCUGGUGAUCUCGGCGCGGAAGGGCGAGUUUGAGACGGGCUUCGAGCGGGGCGGGCAGACGCGCGAGCACGCCAUGCUCGCCAAGACGGCGGGCGUCAAGCACCUCGUGGUGCUCAUCAACAAGAUGGACGACCCCACGGUGCACUGGAGCCAGGAGAGGUAUGAGGAGUGCAAGGAGAAGCUGGUUCCCUUCCUGCGCAAGGUCGGCUUCAACCCCAAGAAGGACAUCCACUUCAUGCCGUGCUCGGGCCUCACGGGGGCCAACCUUCGCGAGGCCUGCACCUCCGUGUGCCCCUGGUACAGCGGGCUGCCCUUCAUCCCCUACCUGGAGAGCCUCCCUUGCAUGUACCGCUCGUCAGACGGACUCAUCCGCAUCCCCAUCGUCGACAAGUACAAGGACAUGGGCACAGUGGUGCUGGGAAAGCUGGAGUCGGGCAGCAUCGUCAAGGGGCAGCAUCUCGUCAUGAUGCCCAAUAAGAGUGGUUUGACAAGCGACGCAUGCCCACACCGAGGAGGCAGCCCACGUCCUUGA
Messenger RNA from Lethenteron reissneri (Far Eastern brook lamprey), 1610 nucleotides. Its product is annotated as eukaryotic peptide chain release factor GTP-binding subunit ERF3A-like. The record is from RefSeq and is a predicted model, not a curated record. Gene Ontology annotation, molecular function: GTP binding; GTPase activity. NCBI's taxonomy places the organism in Eukaryota, Metazoa, Chordata, Hyperoartia, Petromyzontiformes, Petromyzontidae.